UCUUCCAGCUUGCGUAUGUAGCGGGCGACAUGUCGGCUAUCAUUGGCGGCUGGAUUGGCAAGCUCUCUCUCCCAAGCCCAGCCUCUCGCUUGCCCUCUGCACCCGGCUUUCCCCCUCAGCCUUUACGCCUCACGACACCGACACCGACACCGACUGACCAGGGCUCGACCUCGACCAAAAGGUCUCGUAACGCCGCGAUCAGUGCCAUCGACAAGCUUAGGAAGGAGUUCGUUGGAGACGUCGGCUGCUUCCUGACCGGCUACCCCUGCAUUUCGCUUGAGGUUGCGCAUCUUGUGAACCCUGUCCGCAAGAAAGGUGAAGAAGCCGAAGUGACCAAGCAUCUAACCACUGUGUUGGGCAUUACUCGCCAGCAAGGAAACUUUAGCCUUGACUCCAUGGAGAAUCUUGCUCUUUUGUAUCCACCGUACCACCGACACCUCGACGUCUACGCCACCUACGCCCUCACGCUAAGCGAGCACUCGCUGCAAGCCGUAAUUCAGAUAUUGAAUGCCACUAAUCAGAAGUGGGAGGCUUCCACAAAGAUAUUUACCGAAUACCCGCCUCCACGAACUAUCGACUGGUUGGACCCAGUGCUGUCUCGAUUAAACUACGACAUUAUCAUCCUCCAUCCCUCGUUCUUUCUUCUCCCCGAUCAGCCACUAAUCGCCCUCGAACAACACAGCCCUCUAACGUACCGCCUCUGGCAGGUCACCGGUGGAGAACUCCGUCACUGGCAAGCGCCCGACUCGGACUCCGACCCUUACCCUCCCUUUUGCUACUCCUCUCGCAAUCAUCCGGACAAAACCGUGAAUCCCUUCCUGCUCAUCCUCAAUGCCGCAUCGAAACUUGAACAUCAUCGGAGGCACUACAGUUUUGAGAAUCUGACGGAGCGCCAGCGCAGACUCGCUGGUCUCACCUUGGAGGCCUAUACCCUCAUAUAUUACCGCCCUCCACUCUUUGCAGUUAAACUUGCAGAAGGAAUGUACACGACGGUUGAUCCUUCUGUGUCUCCUCUGCUCGCUCUGGCGGGAACCUCUCAGCAGCCGUGCAGCACUUCACGAGACGCGAAUGAUAGCGGUGGCGCUGGGAUUGAUCGAACUGGGAUUGAUCGAAUGGAGGAGGAUGAGGAAGAGAGAAAUGAUAGUGAUUCUGAGAGUGAUAGCGAGGAGCUUAGUACGGAUGAGGUGUAUGGUAUUGUGACGAAAAUUGAAGACCCCCGUACGACGCUCGAUGAGAGAAAGGAGUUGGGGUUGCUGUUGCUUAGCGGCGGAAGAUCCUAUCGCCCUCUUCCCAUACUAUCUACUACGGAAUUAUCAGCUGAGCCUGGGGUUAUCGGUGGUGAAGGGGAAGGGUCAUAGUGAUGUUGUUGUUGCUCAUUGUGAGUGCGCCCACGUGCUCCUAAACUGCUACGGCGGCAUCGACUCCAAUUCAGAAAUGGGCGGCACGAACGUCUACAGGCUGCAGAACACGUUCUAUGUGAACUCAGAUCUAGCCAUGUCUUUCGAUAGGCAGAAAGUGUGGCUUGAGGAAGAUAUUUUUCCUGGGUUUUCUACGCUCUCUACUAGUUCUCCACUUGUUGAUAGGCAAUGCUUGCUGACUCCCCUUUAUGCGCUAUCGGUGACAUGAUCAUUAUAGGGUCCAGAGAAUAGCUACAUCAUCUAAGCUCCCACUAACUAUCGCUACCACAUCUGCUCUGUCGCUAACCCCCACAUCCGCUUCACAA
Stereum hirsutum FP-91666 SS1 is the source of this 1723-nucleotide messenger RNA. RefSeq lists its product as uncharacterized. The transcript is spliced from 5 exons. The record is from RefSeq and is a predicted model, not a curated record. The coding region runs from base 30 to 1358 and encodes 442 amino acids. NCBI's taxonomy places the organism in Eukaryota, Fungi, Basidiomycota, Agaricomycetes, Russulales, Stereaceae.